Saccostrea cuccullata (small rock oyster) is the source of this 3135-nucleotide messenger RNA. Its product is annotated as Golgi reassembly-stacking protein 2-like. The record is from RefSeq and is a predicted model, not a curated record. The transcript is spliced from 12 exons. Bases 126 to 1472 code for a protein of 448 amino acids. Gene Ontology annotation, biological process: Golgi organization. Gene Ontology annotation, cellular component: Golgi apparatus. Gene Ontology annotation, molecular function: protein binding. NCBI's taxonomy places the organism in Eukaryota, Metazoa, Mollusca, Bivalvia, Ostreida, Ostreidae.
CAUGGUGCACCACUGCCACGUACCUGCCAUCUUGCUGUAAAUAAACUAACGAAACCGGUCUUUACUGCAGAAAAUUUUCAUUCAGACUUCGUUUUUGUCGUUGACCGCACAAGGGCUAAGAAGAAAUGGGUGGAUAUUGGAGUUCAGGAGAAGUUCCUGGUGGAGGCACCGAAGGGUACCAUGUUCUCCGGGUGCAAGAUGGAUCCCCUGGACAUAAAGCUGGUCUGGAAGCAUUUUUCGACUUCAUUGUUGCUAUAGGAAAUACAAGAUUGAAUGAGGAUAAUGACACCCUCAAAGAUUUACUGAAGGCAAACAUAGAGAAACCUGUGAAGAUGGCUGUAUACAGCAGUAAGACUCAGUCUGUUAGAGCAGUGACCAUUAUACCAAGUCACAACUGGGGCGGCCAAGGGUUACUGGGAGUUAGUAUCAGGUUCUGUUCCUUUGAGGGUGCCAAUGAAAAUGUUUGGCAUGUUUUGGAUGUACAACCCAAUUCUCCUGCAGAUUUAGCUGGUAUGAAGACAGAUACGGAUUACAUCAUAGGAGCUGACUCAGUGUUACAUGAGUCAGAAGAUCUGUUCACAUUAAUAGAAAAUCAUGAGGGUAAACCAUUGAGACUGUAUGUGUAUAAUACAGAGACAGAUUCUUGUCGAGAGGUUACACUAACUCCCAAUGGAGCAUGGGGUGGAGAAGGAAGCUUAGGUUGUGGUAUUGGCUAUGGCUACCUCCAUCGUAUUCCUAAACGUCAGUUUCCCUCAUCAAAGUCCAGUGUUACGCCAUCAGCUCCUCCACAACCUUCUAAGGAUGGUUUUGCAGAGAGAUUGGGUCAUGGAGUGAGCUUGCCUCCCUCGGGUGUGAGUCCGUACAAACAACAGUUGAGGGCCGACCUGAACUAUUUUCAGGAGGUGCCUCUAGGUGGAACUACAGGAAUCACACAGGACAUGUCAAAUCUUAACAUCAAUACUGGUACACCAACCAUUCCAGUAAUACCCCAGACUGACAAGUUACCAGGGGUCCAGCCCCCAAUGGUCUUACCCAACUUCUCAAUGGGGGCCCCAACAGGCAUCCCCCCUCCCUCUACAUUACCUGCUGGCAUUGGGAACCUUCCGUCAUUAACAUCUAUUCCCCCCUUGACUACCCCUGUAUCUUUACCAGGGAUGCCACCGGGAAUGGUGCUUCCAAAUGCAGCACCGGGAACAACAGUACCAAAUUUUCCCAUGCCAACUUCAAUGCCCCUACCAACAUCAGUGCCCCUACCAACAUCAAUUCCUCUUCCCAGCUUCCCCCUCCCCACACAAACUCUGGUGACCUCUCCAGCUGGUGGGGUCCCACCUUUCUCAGCCCCCACUGGGGUCCCUCCACAGGUGUUACCCACACCUGUAUCUACUGACACCACAAAUGUAACAAAUGUGGACACAACAGCUGUUAAUCAUGGACAGACAGCGCCACCAGAACCAGUGGCAGCGUCAUCAUAGCUAUUAUAGUCUGUAAUGUAGUAUAGUUAUUCCAAUUCUUUUUUUUUUUUCAUUUUUGAUUGCUACAUUUAAUGAUAAGUACUGGUCUUGAUGUUUUUUUUUAUUUAUUGAUACUCUAUUGGUUGCAUGUACAUAAUGUCACACUCACCUUGUAAGAGAUCCAUUGAUCUGUUUAUUAAUAUAUUGAAUCUGCAUGAUACAAAGUAAGUGGAGGUAUAUGUGAAGUUGUGUCUAGAUUAAUGAGAUUGUUGAAAGUAAAAAAGUAAUGCAUUAUCUUUGAAAAAGAGGGUACUAUUUACAAAUAGACAAAUUUCACAUUCCUAAGAGUUAUCUCCCCUAUUUGGCGUAAAGCUCAUUUUCCCCACUUUGUCCUUUUUAAGUUACCUGUUAAUAAUUUUUAAUCUUCAAAUGUUAUCGGACAAUAUCGAUCUGUACCUGUAUUGCCAGAGUAUGGGGCAACAUGAAAAAUGUAAUUAACAUAUUCAUACAGAUUUUGUUUCUGAGAUACUGACCCAUAAAGUUGGUAAGGUUAUAGAGGGAAAACAGUGUCUUACACCAGUUGACCCCGGAUUGACUCUGCAAAGGGGAAUAACUUUUGUAAAUGUGAAAGUCGUCUGUUAUACAAGUUUUAUUAAAUACAAGGCAUCAUUUAGAUUUUGAAAAUUAAAGGAAAAAGUACACAAUUUUUACUAAUCAGUUUAAAAUUUGCUGUGCAUGUAUUUUCUUGUAUAUAUAAUAUAUAAUCAGAUAUUUAUGCACUGUUGCAUAGUUGAAUGGAAUUAUUGGGGAUAUGUAAAUGUACAUUGGUUCAUUCCAGAAUAUUCUUACAUUUGUAUGAAAAAAAUUAUAUCGACUUCUGAAAGUGUAGAUGAUCAAGUCAUUACUGAAUUUAAAUACAGUGUAUAAGAAAUUGAAUCAAAUCAUGAAUCCUGUGCAGUUGUCCAUUCAGUGCUAGUGACAUUUGGAUGAACUUUUUAUGGUUGAUUGCAAGGCAUGAUCAAAGUUAGGAAAUUGCAAGUCAUCAGUUAAAGUCCUCUAAGGUCUUGAUAGGUUCUUUGUCAUCCUUAUAAUGUAGUUAUGUACAGCAAGUACAGUAAAACUCGUUUAGUACGAACGCGGAUAUUGUGAAUUCUUGUUAUAGCGAAGUCAUCUUUGAUCCCCAGCUAUAUAAAUUUCAUGAAUUUCAAAUACGGAUAUAACGAAUUACGGAUAUAUAGCAAAGUAAUUUUAUAGGUCCCAGCCACUUCGUUAUAAGUGAGUUUUGCUGUAGUCAUGUAUAGUUAUUGCAUUUAUAAAUAAAUGAAUCUUCAUUACAUUGCUAAUGGAUAAUACAAGUUCUUUGUGUAAAUUAAAAUUGAGGUUUUCUAAAAAGAAAAAAAAUAUUUAUUUACACUUGGCAAACCUUUUAUCAUGUUGAAACAUUUUUAUGGUUGAAGUCAAUUUUCAUAUACAGUAUGUACAUGUAAAAGGUAUAUGUCUUUACUUGGUGAAAUGUAAAAAAAGUGAUUGGAACUGGAGAAUAUGAGUGAGUGCUACAAACUUUCAGUAAAUAAUUCUUUUUUUUGGUUCAUCUUUUAUGAAGCAUUUGUUUUUGCUUGGUGUAUACUUAUGUUUAAAAAUAGAAAAUAAAGUUUGUUGUAAAUUACAACAUGUAAAAAUGGUC